AUGGCUGCGGAGGAUCUGCCGUCCGAAUUUGACGUCGUCAUUCUGGGCACAGGUACACAAACACCUGGUUUUUAUGACGUGUUCGGAUCUGGGAGGAGCUAUUAUGCAGCCAGCUGGGCCAGCUUUACCUUCAACGGCCUGCUCACCUGGAUCCAAGAGCAACAUGCGGAGUCUCAACCAGAGGAGGCUCAGGAUUGGUCGAACCUUGUGGAGGAAGGGGAGGAGCUGAUGAAGCUGUCAGACUCAGACUCCGCCUCCAUCAGUAACGUACAGGUGUUCUGUUACACCAGUGAAGAAGAUGAGGAGGAGGAAGCUCCUAACACUGGCGAAGAAGAACGAGGCGGAGCAAAUGAAGACGCUGUCAAAGAAACAUCCGAGACAGAAUCUGCAGAUUCAAAAGAGGAAGAAACAAAUGAGAAACCAGAAGAACCACAAGACGGAGAAGAGGAAGAGAAAGAUACACACACAGAGGGGGAGGAGCCAGAGGCUGAUCAGCCCACCCCCUCAGCAGCUCUGAGCCAAUCAGAACCAACAAAGAAGAAGAUCAGCUAUGCCCAGCUUGUAAAGGAAGGACGCCGUUUCAACAUUGACCUAGUUUCCAAGCUCAUGUAUUCUCGUGGCUCAUUGGUCGAUCUGCUCAUCAAAUCAAACGUCAGUCGUUAUGCAGAGUUCAAGAACGUCACCCGGAUACUCACCUACCGGGAUGGGAAUGUCCAACAGGUGAGUGACCUGUGCUCUGUACAUGACCUGUUUCUAAAGUUUGAUCUUUACCUGUCCGUGUCACCUGAGUGCCUAGAUCUGUAUUUACCUGUCCUCACCUGUGUGUCUAGAUCUAAAUUUGCCUGUCCUCACCUGAGUGCCUAGAUCUAUAUUUACCUGUCCUCGCCUGUGUGUCUAAUCUGAAGACACUGUCCACCUGUGUGAGGGGCUGGAUCCACACGUCACUGUCCUCACCUGCGUUGCUUGGGUCGCUAUGGCAACACUCCCUUCCUGUUUCCUGUUUAUGGCCUUGGGGAGAUACCGCAGUGUUUCUGUAGGAUGUGUGCUGUUUUUGGAGGCAUCUACUGUCUGAGACACUCGAUCAGAGCUCUGCUGCUCGACAAGGACUCUCAAAGGUGUAAGGCUGUGAUUGACAGUCGGGGCCAGCGAAUCAGCUGCAACCAUUUUGUGGUGGAGGACGGUUAUUUGGGGGCGGAGCAGAGGAAGCUGAAUGCAUCCCCCCGGUUCAUCUCCAGAGCGGUGUUAAUCACAGACAGCUCCAUCCUUCCCAGUGACUCAGACCAGCAGGUCUCCCUGGUAACGGUUCCUCCAAUCACAGCGGGACAUCCGGCGGUGAGGAUGGUAGAGCUGUGCUCGUCAACGAUGACCUGCAUGCCAGGAACAUACCUGGUCCAUCUCACCUGUCAGUCAGUUGGCUCUGCCUACGAGGACCUGUCACCUGUGGUUACCAAAAUGUUCUGUACUCCAGACUCACCGGACCGAGACGACUGUCCCGCCGUCCUGUGGUGUCUCUACUUCAACAUGGCUGACACCUCGGGGCUGGAAGUAGAAGGUUACGACGUGCCGUCUAACGUGUACGUGUGCUCCGGACCUGAUGCUGCUCUGGGACAUGAUCACGCCAUCAAACAGGCUGAGUCGAUCUUUCAGAAGAUUCUUCCUGAUGAAGAUUUCUGUCCUCCUGCUCCAAACCCCGAGGACAUCAUCUACGACGGAGACAACACGGCCCCGCCCACCGGGGAUGAGGGGAGGGAGGAGGGGGAGGAGGAGGAGGAGAAGAAGGACGAAGAGGAAGAGACGGAGGAGAAAGGUGAAGAGGAGACAACAGAGACAGUGGAGCAAGAGGAGCUUCAGACAGAGGAGUAACAUCAAUACACAAGCCAAACAUCCUGCAGUGCAUUGUGGGUCAAAGUUGCCUUCAUGAGUUGUAAAUCUUUAUUAUUUUUCUAUCUUUGUUUCUGCUCGCUGUCUUUAUUUAAACCACGGUUUUAUUUCCUGUUCUGUGGAAACAUUAAAGCUUCAUCCUGACUGA
Messenger RNA from Cheilinus undulatus (humphead wrasse), 2029 nucleotides. RefSeq names its product CHM Rab escort protein (gene chm). Gene Ontology annotation, cellular component: cytosol; nucleus; cytoplasm. Lineage: Eukaryota; Metazoa; Chordata; Actinopteri; Labriformes; Labridae. Gene Ontology annotation, biological process: intracellular protein transport; vesicle-mediated transport; protein geranylgeranylation. Gene Ontology annotation, molecular function: GDP-dissociation inhibitor activity. The record is from RefSeq and is a predicted model, not a curated record.